GCCGCUUGCCUCCGGUUAGAGCACGGAACGCUGGGAACUACCAUUUGCUGUGUCGCUGCACCUCCCGGGAAUUGUAGUUUCCCUGGGGCCGCAGUGCAAGCUGGGACUGCAGAGCUCGGUGGGAGAAGAGUACGACGGGAUCCGUAGUGCCGCGAGACAUGCUGGGAUAUGUGGAAUUUGGUUUACGCGCUGCGGGCGGGGCUUGACUUGAGAUCGCUCCGAGUGUCCCCCUGGGGCUGGGGCGGACGGGCUCCGGGUGCCGGCUGGCCGCGGGCGGGAUGUACCACAGCAGCACGCAGAGGCGGCACUGGACCUUCCGCAGCGAGGAGGAGCUGGCCCGCAGCCGGGCCGACGCCAACCGCAAGUUCCGCUGCAAAGCGGUGGCCUGCGGAAAGGCUCGGCAGAGCGACUCGCUGCUUCUGGAGCCCCGGGAGGAGUUGGCAAUCUGUAAAUAUUAUGAGAGGAAACUGCUGGAUUUCUGCUCCGUGUUCAAACCUGCCAUGCCCAGAUCCGUGGUGGGAACAGCUACUAUGUACUUCAAACGUUUUUACCUCAAUAACUCAGUGAUGGAGUAUCACCCUCGAAUAAUAAUGUUAACAUGUGCAUUCUUGGCAUGCAAAGUAGAUGAAUUUAAUGUGUCCAGUGCACAGUUUGUUGGUAACCUUCGAGAGAACCCUCCAGGUCAGGAGAAGGCUCUUGAACAGAUCUUGGAAUAUGAAUUACUACUUAUUCAGCAGCUGAACUUCCAUCUUAUAGUGCACAACCCUUAUAGACCAUUUGAGGGAUUUUUAAUUGAUUUGAAGACUCGUUAUCCAUUGCUGGAGAAUCCUGAGGUCUUGAGGAAAACAGCUGAUGACUUUCUCACCCGAGUAGCUCUGACAGAUGCCUACCUUCUGUUUACACCUUCACAAAUAGCUCUCACUGCCAUCUUAUCUAGUGCUUCCAGGGCAGGAAUUAAUAUGGAAAGCUAUUUAUCCGAGUGUCUUGCACUGAAAGAAAACAGAACAUCUCUGUCCCAGUUACUAGAUGGAAUGAAAUGCAUGAAAAAUCUCAUAAAGAAGUAUGAACCACCUCGGCCUGAGGAGGUUGCCGCUCUAAAGCAGAAGUUAGAGAAAUGUCACAGCUCAGAACUUGCUCUUAAUGCAAAUGUAAAGAAGAGGAAGGGCUAUGAAGAUGAUGAAUAUAUUACAAAAAAAUCUAAAAUGGAUGAGACAUUGCCAAGGCAUGAGGAUGCAGGUUCUCUGGGAAGAACUCUCCAUUAUUAAGUUGGGGGAAGGACACUUUCCAGGAAGAAUGGACUGAUGAUGAUCUUGUAGAUUCACUGUAAUUUUAAGAAGAUGGCACCUGGCAGAACUUUGAGAACUACUUGUUAUCCACCUCCUGCAUCAUGUUGGAUUCUCAUUUGUAAAAACUUUCUCUAGCUAACAACUUAUGGCAGGUUCCCAGUUUGUCAUGGGAUACAGAAGAACUGCCUCUUUAUAAAAAUUUGAUUUGUAUUUUAUUUAAAUAUGAUUAGUCACAAACAUGAUUUUCUAUACAUUUGUUUUGGAAAGAGAGAGCAUUCUAGAAUCAGACAUGCACUUUCCUGAAGAGAGAUUUUCAUGUCUGACUCUUAAUCUUGCUUGACCUGUUAAUGCAUUAACACUUGAUGGCAAGUGGGUGAUGAAGUAUAUACUAUGUCAUUUCUGAUUGGCAGCAUUACCCAUCAGUUUUUCAGGAUCACUAGAAAAUCAAAAGUGUACCUCAGUGAUGUGCAAGAAACACCUGUAAAGUGAGGGGAGCUGGGCCAAUGUCAUAAGCUGCCUACAGGUGCACAUAGAAGCCAAGCUGUAGUGCUUUGAAAUAUGGUGGGGGAGGCUAAAGUGUAGCUGACAUGUACCAGGACUAGCCUAGUUUUGUGAAGUCAAAUUAGCACAGCUACAGGGCACCCUGUACUUUAGACCUCCUUUGUCCCUCUCAAGUGCACUGUUCAGAUGAGAGGUUUAGCUUCCUUCACCUUGUGGAAGAGGAAGGAGGUGAAAGUCAUGCCAUUCAACAGCUCUGGGUACCUGUAGCCUAAAUGUAUCUGGCACCUGUAAGACCUUUUCCUCCUAUGACCAGCAGCUGAAACAUCCUUGUACAGGGGGAGAAAAUACCAAAGAAAACCCAGCACAGUAGCCUUUAACUUCAGAAAGGGGAACUACACAAAAAUGAGGCAGCUAGUUAUACAGAAAUUAAAAGAGAGUCACAAGAGUGAAAUGCCUUCAAGCUUCAUGGGAAAUUUUUUAAAACACCAUCAUGGAGGCUCAACCUAUAUGUAUACCCUAAUAAUAAUAAUACAGGCCAGAGAACCAAAAAACCAUCACUAAACAGAAAAAGAGGCAAUAAGAGAUAAAAAAAUAAUCCUUUAAAAACUCAGUCAAAUCGUACUAAGGAAAAUAGAAAGGAGCAUAAACUCUGACAAGUUAAGUGUAAAGCUAUAAUUAUGCCAAAAAAGAACUUGAAGAGCAACUAGUGAGACACAAAAAUUAACAGCUAAUUUUUUUUUAAAAGUACAACAGAAUCAGGAAAAAUUGCUUAACAAUCCUUGCAUCCACUGGACGAUUGAGGCGCUAAAGGAGCACGUAAGGAAGACAUAGGCUUUUGUGGAGAAUCUAAAUGAAUUCUUUGUAUUGGUCUACACUGCACUAAAUGUGAGGGAGAUUCCCACACCUAAGCUAUUCUUAUUAGGUGACAAAUCUGAGGAACUAUCACAGACUGAGGUUUCAAUAGCUGAGGGUAUUGGAACAAACCAAUAUAUUAAUGAGUAAUAAGUCACCAGGACCAGACUGUAUUUACCCAAGAAUUCACCAGGAGCUUCAACAUCAAAAUGAAGACUUACUCACUGGUAUGUAACCUAUCCCUUAAAUUAGCCUCUGUACCAUAUGACUGGAAGAUAGCAAUGUGAUGCCUAUUUUUAAAAAGGGCUCCAGAAGUGAUCUUGGCAAUUAUAGGCCAGUAAUCCUAACUUCAGUACCAGGCAAACUGGUUGAAACUAUAAGAACAGAGUAAUCAGAGACAUAGUUGAACACGAUAUGUUGGGGAGAGUCAAUAUGGCUUUUGUAAAGGGAAAUCAUGCCUCACUAAUCUAUUAGAAUUCUUUGAGGGGUCCAAUAAGCAUGUGGACAAGUGUGAAACAGUGAAUAUAGUAUACUUGGACCUUUAGAAAGCCUUUAAUGAGGUCCCAAACCAAAGGUUCUGCAGCAAAGUAGGGAGACAUGGGAUAAAAGGGAAGAUCCUCUCAUAGAUUACUAACUGGUUAGGAUAGGAAACACAGGAUAAGAAUAAAUGGCCAGGUUUCACAGUGAGAGGUAAACAGCAGGGCCCUCAAGGAUCUGUACUGGGACCAGUACUGUUCCAACAUAUUCAUCAAUGAUCUGGAAAAAGCAGUAAACAGUGAGGAGGCAAAGUCUUCAGAUGAUUCAAAAUCACUCAAGAUAGUUAAGACCAAAGCUGACUGCAAACAGCUACAGAGGAAUCUCACAACUGGGGAGCAAAAUGGCAGACAAAAUCCAGUGUUGAUAAAUGCAAGGUAAUGAACAUUAGAAAACAAUCCCAACUAUCAAUACAAAAUGACAAGGUUUAAAUUAGCUGUUACUACUCAAGAAAGAUCUUGAAUUCACUGUGGAUAGUACUCUGAAAACAUCUGCUCAGUGCUAAUGAGACAAAAUAUUAUGCCUCUAUCAGGGAUGGGCAAUAAUUUUCAUUGGGGGGGGAGAGGCACUCCAUGAAUUUGGCAUCAUUGGCCACACAUUUCUACUAUAUUAAUGG
Molecule: messenger RNA, 3789 nt
Organism: Mauremys mutica (yellowpond turtle)
Lineage: Eukaryota; Metazoa; Chordata; Testudines; Geoemydidae
Gene: CCNH
Product: cyclin H
Exons: 10
Coding region: 279-1265 (328 amino acids)
Biological process (GO): regulation of cyclin-dependent protein serine/threonine kinase activity; DNA-templated transcription; regulation of transcription by RNA polymerase II
Cellular component (GO): transcription factor TFIIK complex; nucleus
Molecular function (GO): cyclin-dependent protein serine/threonine kinase regulator activity
Source: RefSeq, a predicted model, not a curated record